Molecule: messenger RNA, 561 nt
Organism: Cryphonectria parasitica EP155
Lineage: Eukaryota; Fungi; Ascomycota; Sordariomycetes; Diaporthales; Cryphonectriaceae
Exons: 2
Coding region: 1-561 (186 amino acids)
Source: RefSeq, a predicted model, not a curated record
AUGGGCCUAGUACACCCACUGCACAUUAUCGCGACAAUCAAGGGGCUGCGCUGCCCCAUAGCAUGCAUUCAUCUAUCAGGUGCUGAUCCCGGCUGGCAUAUGUUACAAGUUAUCAGCAGGAUACUGACGUAUCUCAAGAAGAACCCAAGGUACAUCGACCGCGACUUAGCUUACGCAGAGAUGAUGGCCGACGGAAAAUGGCGCCGGGAUGUAGAGACAGAAGAGGAGCACAUCGCGGCCGUGCCCAGGUUCCCUUUCAUACACACAUGUCUGUUCCUCGGCGCCGUCUCGUCCGACUGGUGGUCCUACUUCUUGAACCGAAUCUUUCCGCGACCAUGGAAUUCGGCCCCCAAUUGGGGCGGAAAACAUAUGUGGGAGCCAGGAUGUACGGUCAUCGACCUGACCGAUUAUUCCUACGCCUUUGUGCUACCAGCUUACCAGGCGUGCGGCACGGCGAGCAAACGAACAUACCGUAGCCUCAGGCUUCGGCCGCUUGACGGGCACCAGUGUUUUACAGCGUUCGGCAAACAGCACGACGACCCGGAAAGGGACGGCGUCUAG